CCUGCAUGAAAUUUCGAUAUGAUUAUGUGCUGCUCCUCGCCGCCGCCAAGUUUUUGCCCGCGCAGUAAGCCCACGCGACAAUCAACGACGAGGAGGCCUCUCCUCUCCCCCCCCCCUUCAAAUCCCAACACGGUGUCGCCAUCCCCUUGCGGGCGACCGACUGCCUUGCUCGAAGAUUCCCCCGCCACGACACUGACAAACGCGCCGAUACCAGCACUCGCUGCACGAGAGGGAGUCGGCCUAGACGCGGACCAACGAGAACCUGGUCCAAUUGCGACAGACAGCAUUCGCAAAUGUCUGUCGCUGACCGUAUCUUCAGCUACUUUGCCCCUGCCGACAACAACGCGCAAACGAUCAAGGAGGGAUUCUCGGUCUCGAGCCCGGCGCCGGCGGUGUCCUUGGAGGAGGAUAGAUAUGCGGGACAGACGGGAGGGAUUUUGCCGGAUAUCAGAAUCAACACACAGCCAUUCAGACAGGACAUGAGCCCACAGGAGGAUGAGUCUUUCGAAGAUGAAGGCCGCCCGCCUUAUCUCCAUGCAAUGAUUGCUGGAGGUCUAGGCGGGUCGACGGGAGACAUGCUCAUGCACUCCCUGGACACGGUCAAGACACGCCAACAGGGCGACCCGCAUAUCCCGCCAAAGUACACAUCCCUCGGUUCAUCGUACUAUACGAUAUGGAGGCAAGAGGGCAUCAGACGAGGACUCUAUGGCGGAUGGGUGCCGGCACUGAGCGGUUCGCUUCCAGGCACCAUGAUGUUCUUCGGCACAUACGAAUGGAGCAAGCGGUUUCUUAUCGACCACGGCCUACAACACCACCUGGCCUACCUCGCAGCCGGGCUCCUCGGAGAUUUGGCCGGCUCCAUCGUUUAUGUCCCGUCUGAGGUGCUGAAGACACGCAUGCAACUACAGGGACGUUAUAACAACCCUUACUUCAAGUCGGGAUACAACUACAGAGGCACCGUUGAUGCGGCGCGGACCAUUGUGCGCCAAGAGGGACUCUCGGCGCUUUUCCACGGCUACCAAGCGACGCUCUAUCGUGACCUGCCUUUUUCAGCACUCCAGUUCAUGUUCUGGGAACAGUUCCACGCCUGGGCUCGCACAUACAAGCAGAGCAGAGACGUUGGCAUACCGCUGGAGCUCUUGACCGGCGGGCUCGCUGGAAGCUUGGCUGGCGUCAUGACAUGUCCCCUGGACGUCGUCAAGACAAGGCUGCAGACUCAAGUACAUCCUGACCUAUUACCGAAAGAGAGCAAACCGGCGGUUAAGAGCGCUGCGCACGCCUCGACAUCAAAAUCCCAGACGCGCAACAUAUCAACGUCAUCGCCGUCAACGCAUACUCCUCGCCCCGGCGCCGUGAACCUGCAGACCUCGUCUGUCAUCCAGGGUCUCAAGGUCAUAUACCAGACAGAGGGCCUUAGCGGCUGGUUCAGGGGCGUGGGGCCCCGUGGUGUAUGGACCUUCAUUCAGAGCGGCACGAUGCUGUUCUUGUACCAACGUAUUCUUAAGCAGUUAGAGAUUUGGAACCCUCCUGUGGAGAAGCAGCAGGAGCAUGCCAUUUAAGGCUGCUCUCAGGGCAGGUAGAGGUAGGGCUGGGGUUAUCAGGCAUGGGAUGGAGAAACUUUUGUAAAAAGGAAGCCCAUCUGUACAAUUUGUAAGGAUAAACAUGGGGACUGGCGUUUGACUGACAUGGUAGAUGGACGCAAUGCCCAAUAGAGCCGAUAGAGCGAAAGACAAGUCUCAUUUCAAAUGUUGCAUCUGUUCUUAAAGGGUGAUACCAGGUAUCUGAGAAGACCAUGCGGUGCGAGACGAAGAAGCUGGAUGUGAAAGCCAGUCAGCCAGCUAAUGAGUUUACAUAUGAAUCAGUUUGAGAAUGCGAUAAGGUUUCC
Messenger RNA from Colletotrichum navitas, 1885 nucleotides. RefSeq names its product mitochondrial carrier domain-containing protein. The record is from RefSeq and is a predicted model, not a curated record. Gene Ontology annotation, molecular function: magnesium ion transmembrane transporter activity. The transcript has 2 exons. Lineage: Eukaryota; Fungi; Ascomycota; Sordariomycetes; Glomerellales; Glomerellaceae. The coding region runs from base 294 to 1559 and encodes 421 amino acids. Gene Ontology annotation, biological process: magnesium ion export from mitochondrion.